AUGUUGCACACGCAGGUAAUGAACCUCCUGGAGUGGGUAUCCACCAAAAUCAGGGGGACGAGCAACGAAAACAGAAUAUAUCUCAUUUCCAAUUUUGAAGUUAGAAAGGAAAACCAUGAGCUGUACAUAAAGAAAGCUCAAGAGAACCUCAAGGAAGAAGACCUCAACAUAGACCUAAUAUUUGGGAAAAAACACAGGAAUGAAAUAAGGACGGCAAAAUAUAAGCUCUAUACCUUCGUGCCACUAAUCGUGUUUUUUCAGUUCCUACGACUGGGAAAUCUAUACUUUCUGUCCAUCUCCAUGCUGCAACUUAUUCCCGAAAUUACAGACUCUAAAGGAAUGCCGACUUAUCUAAUCCCACUGGUAUUCAUUAUCGUCGUCGCCAUGAUAAAGGAGUUUUUUGAAGACCUACAAAGACAUAAAUCGGACAAUGAAGAAAAUAGUAAGAAGACGAUGGUUUUCCAAGACGGCAUUUUGAAGGAGAAAAAGUGGGCAGAGGUGAAAGAUGGAGAUGUGGUGAAAAUAUUCUCCUAUGAGUACUUCCCUGCUGAUUUAAUUAUCCUCAAUUCGUCCAACAAAAAAGGAAUCGUAAACAUUGAGACGAAGAAUGUCGAUGGAGAGUCAAACGUGAAGCAGAAGUAUUGUCUUCCCGAUGUCGUAAAAUACUUCCAGGACGAUAACCAUUCUGGGUACUGCCAAGCAGAAUUAAUAAGUGAAAGUCCCAAUGACAACAUUUUUGAUUACAAAGGGCAUAUGCUCUUACCUCCUCUUCAGUACAAAAAAGAUGGAGGAAAAGUAGUACAUUUUUAUGAUGCCUACACAGGGGGGAUCAUUUCUGGGGAGGAUCAAACUACAGGCGAAAGAAGCACAAAAACAGAGAGAAAAAAGAAUAAUAAUUAUACCUAUCAUAGAGAUGAAGACAAUAAGGGAGGAAUCCCCCCUGGAUCGAAUGACAAAGAGGGAAGUGAUUCUCAUUCCUUCACUGGAGGUCACACCAAUAAUGAUCAUCUCUGUACAGAACGCACCGCUGUCCAGGUCACCAUCGACAAUGUAGUCCUUAGAGGAACAUCCCUUGUAAACACCAAAUGGAUCUACGGACUUGUUAUCAGCACAGGAAAUAGAACCAAGCUGAUGAUGAAUGCCUCCACAAAAUCAAGAGAGAAAUGGUCUCGACUAGAAUUCGUCUAUGGCAACCAUGUGAUCGUUCUGAUAAUAUGCCAAAUGUUAAUUUCAUUCAUCGUCGCUAUCGCUGGCGUUUUAUGGAUGAGGAGAAAGGGUUACAACUUAUGGUACUUAAAUUUAGGUCAUCAGGCAGAUAGCCUCAAGACGUUUUUUAUUACCAUUGGGUCAAUGAUUCUUCUCUUUGGAUCAUUCAUUCCAGUGGAUUUACUGCUCAUUUGGGAGGUCGUCCGACUUUUACAGGGAUAUUUAAUAAACUGGGACAAAGAUAUGUACAGCCCCAAAAGUGGGAGGCAUGCCUUAAGCAAAGCGGGACAGCUUCUUGAAGAAAUGGGGAACGUCACGCACAUUUAUUCAGACAAGACUGGCACGCUGACGCAGAACAUUAUGCAGCUGCAGAAUAUCGGGCUGGGAAGCAAAGGCAUCUAUGGCUUCUACGAUUUUAGCAACAUUAAGGAGAACAUCAUAAGGAGGCGCGGCGCGGGCAGUCAGGGCAGUUCGGACCCCUUUUCGGUUGACGGCGGAGUGGACAAACUUAGCCGAAUGGACAGACGUGGCGGGGAGGAACUACCCACCAGGGACAGCGCCAACCCAAGCAUCAGCUCGGAGAACGGCAGCGGGGAGUCGUUCCAACUUCCCCCCAUGACGUGGUCCAAGACCUCCGUCAACCUACACAAGGAGAAAAGGAGCCUCAUGCACAGGAACAGCCUCACCAGCGAGAACGCGGCCGCGGGUGUCUACACGGAGGAAGACUUUCAAAGAGGCGAAAACGAGUUUGUUUUCUUCAACAGAAUUCUCUUCGUCAACAAAAUCUACAGCAUCAGGAAGGACGUGGAGGACCAGGUGCAGUUCCUCCUGCUCGUGCUCAGCCUCUGCCACAGCGCGAUGAUAAGGAAUGUGGACAUCGACGAGAUGGGCGAGGUAGGGGGACCGGCGAACGAGGCAGCUGAAGGGGCAGCUGAAGGGGCAGCUGAAGGGGCAGCUGAAGGGGGAGCUGAAGGGGCUGCUGAAAGGGCUGCGUAUUCGGCGGGAGACAACUCGGAGAAGACCAAAAUAUUCGACCGGGAAACCAUGAUGAAUUACACGUACCUGACGCAGCCGCAGCCGCAGUACGAUGCUAGCUCGCCGGAUGAGCUGGCCCUCAUCAGCACGGCGCUCUACCUGGGCUGCGAAUUCGUGAAUAGACCCAACCUGACGACGAUCGAAAUUGAGCUGACGUCCACGUUCGCGCAGAGGUUCAUCCUGGGGGAGAAGGCGUACAACGAUUUUCUGCAGAAGAAGGGUUACUAUGAAGACAACUUUGAUGCGUUCUUCCCGGAGGUUAACUCGCCCAGGGAAAGAAGGAGAGAGACCAAGUUGAAUGAUGCCACUGAGGAGGGGAGCGGAAACGGGGGGAGUGCCAACCGGGGGACUCACGUAGAGCAGGGUGCCUGCAACCUCCAUAUGUCCAUCCCGAUCAAGAAAGUUUUCUCGGCGAACAGAGGCAGCCAUAAGGAGGUCAAACGGGAGGGGAAAAAUAUUGAGGCGACCAAAACCCACCGAGUGGUUGUCCCCAUACUGGCCUACGAAAUACUAGACGUCUUCGCCUUCGACAAUGUGAGGAAGCGCAUGUCCCUAAUCGUAAAAAAUGAGAAGAAAGAAAUCUACAUGCUAGUCAAGGGAGCGGACACCAAUGUGUUGAAGUUAGCGGCAAAGAAUCAGGAGCAUAUAGUAGACCACGUGAUGUACCAGCUGAAUGCAUUUGCUACCUCUGGGUUAAGAACCCUCGUGUUGGGAUAUAAACAUCUGACGGAGGAGGAAUUUAAGAAAAUGUAUCAGCACCAUAUGGAGACGAGAAGAACGUCGGAGAUGCGAAAAGACGAUGGAGCAUGUUUGGGAAAGUUCUACGACGAAGCGGAGGAUAAUUUGAUUAUUAUUGGCUGCACCGGGAUUGACGACAAAUUGCAGGAAGACGUUCCGCAGGUGAUACAGGACCUACGAGACGCUGGAAUGACCAUCUGUGUACUCACGGGAGAUAAAUUAGAGACGGCCAUAAACAUCGGACAUUCAAUAAACAUAUUAAAUAAAGAAACUUACAACGCAGUGUUCACCGAAACGGAUCCUACGGUCUUGUUAGAACAAAUGAAUAUUCAUGAGAAGAACACAAAUGCAGCCAACCUGCUCAAUGUUGACCACGGAACCAAGUGGUGGAAUAGCGUCAACUGGGAAAACUUAAACUUAGAUCUACGAUCCGAAACCAUCUUAAAUUUUAUGAAAACGAAUUUUUACGGAUCCAUCAAGAAGAGCGUCAUCUCGUCAUCGGACAUGGACAAUUUGAAGAAGGAAAAUUCUUUCCCAGAACUAGCCAAGCAGGAGAAGAUCUUUAACUCGUUCCUUGAGUCCAGUGAAUCGUUUCCUAGCAAUCGCAGCCAUGUGGAAAAGACCAAAGGGGGGGAGAAGCAGGAGAGGAAGAAGCAGGAUGAGGAGAAGCAGGAUAAGGAGAAACAGAAGGAGAGGGAGAAGGUCCACUACUCACAGUUCUCUAUAACCAUCACGGGAGAAGCACUGGACGAAAUCAUGAAGAGCAAAAUUUUAAAAAUAAAAUUCUACACCUUAGCUAGAAGUGCAUCUACACUCAUUGCUUGUAGAGUGACUCCAAAACAGAAGUCCCUGUUGGUGAAAGAGAAUUCUGCCUUCAAUCCCAGGGGCACCUCAUUAGCCAUUGGAGAUGGGGCAAAUGAUGUGGGGAUGAUUCUUAUGGCCAAUGUGGGCGUCGGAAUAGCUGGUAAGGAGGGGUUACAAGCAGCCAGGUCGUCAGACUUUACCAUAAGCGAAUUUAAGUACUUAAAAAAAUUACUCUUCGUUCAUGGAAGGGAAUCUCUCAGGAGGAAUUCCUUCUUAGUCUACUUUUGCAUUUUUCGAAACGUCAGUUUUUGUCUCUGCUCGAUGGUUUUGAAUUUCUGGACAGGUUACAGUGCCAUCGAUGCGUGGAACCCCUGGACCAAGCAAAUCAUAAACAUCGCUUUUACUACCCUCCCUGUUAUCUUCUUUGUUGCCCUGGAUAAGCAGCUCCCUCAUCGAAUCCUCCUGAAAAAUCCCCUCCUAUACGAGACCUCUCCAUCUACAUUAUGGCCCCUCUACUCCAAUAAGAAGAUCGAAUUUUAUACCAACAAGAUAAAGCGGGUUUAUAGAAACAUUUUCCAAUUUUGUCUCAUCCCGUUUAGAUUGAUUCCUUUUUUUCAAAAAUCGACGAAUAAAAUGAAGUCCUGGAUUGGAAAACGAUCCAAACCGGAGAAAUAUAGAUCCUACGGCACUCAUUACCUUUUCGUUUAUUUGCUCUUUGCCAUUUGGCUAGCCUCCGUGGAAACAGUCAUUAUGCUUCACUUUGCCACUGGUCAGACGGACUCAAUAAUCAAGGACCACCACAAUGUAGACAUCGAUUUCCAUACAUUCUCGCAGAUUCUCUACACACACCACGUCAUAGCAGUCAAUGCAGUCGUCGUCCUUUUAACCAACACAUGGUUCGUCAUUUCUCACAUUGUCCUGUGGAUAGAAGUUAUCGCCACGUUCUUUUUCUGGUUUAUCGUGAGUAACACGAAACUCUUUUUAGAUAUCAUAGGGGCUGAUGAAUUGUAUGGCACAUUUGAAAAGGCGCACUCCUCAGGCAACUUCUACCUGUCGCUGAUCGUCUCCCUGUAUGUUUCUCUCCUUCCUUUAAUUCUCCUUAUGACAUACCAGUUCAUGAAGAAACCCACCAUGGAGCAAAUUGUCCUGGAGCAACUGAAGCUGGGCAAAUUUGAAGGUCUCCGGAAAUACGAAGUUAAGAAGCUCGCCUACAUUGACAGCAAGAACAGCUCCCAUGUCUUUUCGCACAAGGGAUUUGCCUUCGCCGUCGAGGCCAAGGAGGCCUUCUGGGGCCUCGUGCAGAAGGCCAUUUACAAAAUUAAGAUUCCGCUCGCCAAGGACGAGGCGAGCUCGGCCAAGCCCAGGCGGAAAAAUUGA
This is a messenger RNA of Plasmodium inui San Antonio 1, 5160 nucleotides long. RefSeq names its product ATPase. The record is from RefSeq and is a predicted model, not a curated record. NCBI's taxonomy places the organism in Eukaryota, Apicomplexa, Aconoidasida, Haemosporida, Plasmodiidae. The coding region runs from base 1 to 5160 and encodes 1719 amino acids. The transcript has a single exon. Gene Ontology annotation, biological process: phospholipid translocation. Gene Ontology annotation, cellular component: plasma membrane. Gene Ontology annotation, molecular function: ATPase-coupled intramembrane lipid carrier activity; nucleotide binding.